Monopterus albus (swamp eel) is the source of this 8867-nucleotide messenger RNA. RefSeq names its product PH domain and leucine rich repeat protein phosphatase 2 (gene phlpp2). Lineage: Eukaryota; Metazoa; Chordata; Actinopteri; Synbranchiformes; Synbranchidae. Bases 158 to 4480 code for a protein of 1440 amino acids. Gene Ontology annotation, molecular function: protein binding. Gene Ontology annotation, cellular component: cytoplasm. The record is from RefSeq and is a predicted model, not a curated record. The transcript is spliced from 19 exons.
UUGAUCAGCUCUCCGUCAGGCCUAUCUGACAGCAGUCAGCUCCAGUGUGGGUAUGGCGUCGCUGCGCCGACACAGGGUGAAUCCUCACCUCUCCGUGGGAAUUGGCCAGUCACGUAGCGGGACGGCACUUCUCGGUCACUGUUGAUAGGGAUCAUCCAUGGCCAUGGAGGACGAGGAUAAUAAUAAAACGCUCACUGCGACUAACACCCAAACGGGCAUUAGGAAGGGAAACGAUGUCGGAGAAAACGGGGCUUGCAUAGACAGGCAGCCGGAGACGGUGGUCCACCAAGCGGGGCUGAAGCAGACUGCAGCUCGCGGCAGCCGCAGUGGUCCUGGAGCUCACACUGCAACAGGAAUCCGGGUGCUAAAGCAGCGCAACAUGAAGCGGAACGGGAGUCGUGGCUGUGUGGCAAGAAAAACUAGAUUUGGAUCACGAGAGCGGGACUGGCUAAAGGGGGACACCCAGCGGGGCUGUGUGUGUCUGUAUGGGGGGACAGUGGACCCCCAGCCACCUGCCUCUGGUCCACAGGCCUCCUCCACCCCUCAGACAGACCUGCAAUUGGUGCUGUGCUCCACCAGUACCACAGUGGAAGAGCUAUGUGCUCAGAGAGAUGGACAGGGACUCUAUGUUCAGCUGCAUGGAGAUCUAGUCAGGAGGCUGGACCCCUCUGAGCAUCCGCUCCAGAUGGUGUAUGACUACCUGACAGCAAUGGGCUACACAGACCCUGUACGAGUGCAGCAAGAGGCAGCCAACUCAGACCUCAGCUGUUUGAUCCGUUUCUACAGUGAGCGUCCGGUGAAUCCGGACCAGCAGGAGCGUACCUUGCUGACAGGUGUAUUCAGUGUCAGGAAGGGUAAGACCCAGCUGCACAAGUGGGCAGAGCGGCAGGUCAUUCUCUGUGGCACCUGUUUAAUCGUGGCUUCUGUGAAAGACAGCCUGACUGGGAAGAUGCACAUCUUGCCCUUGGUGGGGGGAAAGGUGGAGGAAGUGAAGAGGAGGCAACACUGUCUGAUGUUCAGCUCAGCAGGAUCGCAGGCCCAGGCAUAUUUUGUCAACUUUGACACACUCGCAGACUACCAUCGAUGGUAUCGGCAGGCAUCAAAAGUGGUGUCUCAGACAGUCAGCAUGGUGGAUCUGUCCUGCUACAGUCUGGAAGCAGUGCCUGAGUAUCUGUUCUACAGCCAGGACAUCACUCACCUCAACUUGCGACACAACUUCAUGAGCCUGCAGGGGCCUGGAGGGCUGCUCAACCUCCCCAGGUUUUCCCAGCUGAAGAGCCUGAACUUGUCACACAACCGCCUGGGUGUGUUUCCUGAAUGUGUGUGUGAGAUCCUCACGCUGACUGAGCUCAACCUCUCCUGUAAUAAUCUCCACACUGUCCCUCUACAAAUAGGCAACCUUCAAAGCCUGCAGACGCUGUCUUUGGAUGGAAACCACCUCAGCUCCCUGCCAGAAGAGCUGGGUGGCUUGUCCCAGCUCAACAGCCUGGGGCUCUCCUUCAACAACUUCUCUCAUAUCCCUGCUGUGCUGGAGAGACUGAGUGCAGUGGACAAACUAGCCAUGGCUGGAAACAGAGUGGAGCGUCUGGAGCUGUGUACCGUGGCCAGAAUGAGCCACCUGAAAAACAUCGACCUCCGAUUGAAUGGGCUGCGCUGGGUGAAAAACGAGAAUCUAGAGCCAGUGAGCCAUGUGACCCAGCUGGACUUGCGGGAUAAUUGCUUGGACUCACUAGACCUGAGCUCCUUUUGCAGCCUGGAGGCUCUGCAUUGCCAACGCAACCAGCUGGGGACACUCACACUCAGCGGCUUCGCGCUGCGCAUGCUCCAUGCUAGCAGCAACCGCCUUACAACCAUCAACAUCUAUCCAAUCCCUAACCAGCUGACACACAUGGAACUAUCACAGAACCUUUUCGAGUACCUUCCCGACUGGGUAUGUGACUGCAGAAAAAUUGAGAUGCUGGACGUCACACACAACCUCCUGUCUGAGCUUCCUUCUAGACUGUUCAACAGCUUGAGUUUGAGAAAGCUGCUGGCAGGGAACAAUCAUUUGCAGAGAGUGCCUGACCUACUUGACCACGUCCCUCUGGAAGCCUUAGACCUCCAACACAACAAGCUGACUGAACUCCCAGAGAGUCUGUUUUUUAAGGCCUUAAACCUAAAAUAUUUAAAUGUGUCAGCCAAUGCCCUGGAAAGUAUUCCUUCUAGCAGCCAAUCAGAGGAGAGCCUUAGCACACUCCAGGAGCUCUACCUGACAGGGAACAGUCUGAAUGAGAACUGCGGUGCUCUGUUGGUUGGACACCAGAACCUGCGGGUUCUUCACAUCGCCUACAACCAGUUGAUCUCCUUCCCUGCCAGUAAGCUGAGUAAGCUGGAACUGCUGGAGGAGCUAAAUCUAAGUGGCAACAAGCUAAAGACUAUCCCAUCCACUGUGUCCAGCUGUAAGAGACUGCACACCCUCAUAGCUCACUCCAAUCACAUUACAGUCUUCCCAGAGAUAUUGAACCUGCCUGAGAUCAAGCUUGUAGAUCUAAGCUGCAAUGAGCUGACUGAGAUCCAGCUGACUGACUCUCUUCCUGCCACUCUGCAAGAGAUAGACUUGACAGGCAACAACAGCCUGAUGCUGGAACACAAAACCCUCAACCUCUUCAGUAACAUCACCACCCUGAAACUAGACCAGAAAUCUACCAUGACACCCAGAGACUCACUGAGUGCCUCCACUCCUUGGAACCAUGGUUACUCUGAAAUGAGCGGCCAAAGGAACAAGUUGUGUGUAUCUGUGCUGGCUGUAGACCAGUUUAGAGAUGGUGUUGAAGCAUGUUAUGGUAUCUUUGACGGAGACCGCAAUGAGGAAGUGCCUCGGCUGCUGCAGUGCACCAUGGGAGAUGUGCUGUGUGAGGAACUGCAGCACUCCAGUGUAGACACUGUGUAUAUGUGUAACACUUUCCUCACCUCACACAGGAAACUAGGUAUGGCUGGCCAGAAACUGGGUGCUUCUGCCUUGCUGUGUUAUAUCCACCAUGAGCCUUCAGAUCCUGGAGGCUACCUCAGCCUCACUGUGGCCAAUGUGGGCACAUGCCAGGCAGUGUUGUGCCGGAAUGGCCAACCUGUACCUCUUUCAAAGGUUUACAGUUUGGAGAACUCCACCGAGGAGAUGGAGAGAGUUAAACUCAGUAAAGCUAUUAUUACCAAGUUUCAUAUUAAAGUGAGUGGCGUGACUUGCUGCUCUCGCCUGCUAGGUUGCUCAUAUCUUUCUCCUUGGGUGCUUCCAAAGCCCUGGGUGCACACUGAGCCUCUCAGUUCGCAGGAUGAGUUCUUGAUUCUUGGGAAUCGAGCGCUGUUUGAACGGGUCUCCUACCAGGAAGCUGUUUACACUGUGCAGGCUGUGCGGGAUCCGCGCGCUGCUGCCAAGAAGCUGUGUUCACUCGCCCAGAGUUACAGUUGCAAGGACAACAUCGGGGCGGUGGUGGUGUCUCUACAUAUUGGCGAGGACAGCUGUACCUGUGACCCACCGUUCUCCACCACUGAACCCCGAGGUCCCCCUCCAGCCUCCGUACCUGUUUCUGUGACCUCAGGCCCCACUGACCCAGCCACUCUUUCAUCCAGCAGUGGUAUUGUCUCUGAGUUCAACAGUGAGACAUCAGCCUCAGAGGUGGGCAGCGAGGCAGGGUCCACUGCUUCAGACGAGCACCCAUCCGCUGGCCCUGCCUCCCGUCCAGAGAGACGCUGUAGCCUACACCCUGCUACUACACUGUGUGGGAUCAUGAUGCCAGGCUCAACUGGGGCAGGAGCGCACCCAGGCCUAUUCCAGCGGCAACCCUCCAGUGCUACAUUCUCAAGUAACCAGUCUGACAAUGGCUUGGACUCUGAUGAUGAAGCUCCACUUGAGGGUGUUAUCUCCAAUGGGAGCAAGUUAGAAGUAGAGGUAGACAUUCACUGCUGUGCUUUUCAAAUACAAUCAGGAAUCCUUGAGAGCCCCAAAAACUUGGACCUUGAAAAGCGAGGCUCUGACUAUCCCAAUGGCAAAAUGCGGAGGCAGAACAGUGUGGUGGUUUCUACUACAAAUGGCUGCCUGCUGGCUGUAUGUGGAAGGGAGAUUGCUGACCUCAAGAAAUCGCCUUCCACAUGCAGCCUGUUUGGGAAGAAGCUGUCCAAUGGCUCUGUGGUAGCCCCCGAGGACAGUCAUAAUCUUAUUGAGGUGGCCCUGGAGGCUCCUAAGAAAAAGUCAGGCUACUUCACUGCUCCAGCACAGCAGGACCCUGAGGACCAGCUGAUUGUGCCUCCUAGUCUGGAGCAGGAAGUCAGGGAGCAGCUAAGAGGCCAGAGCCCUCUAGUUUCAGGCCCCUCUGCACCAUCCACACCACCUUCCUUAAAAGACUCUGUGUGGGAUCACCCACACCCCCCUGCAUUUGCCUCUCACCUGGUCCCAGGGCCGGGUCCAGCUCCCAUCCUACAGCAGGAAGUUUAUGAUACCGCCCUUUAGAGGGGAGACACAGCGCAGCGCCAUGUGGCUGCAAUUCGAUGAUCGUUCCACUCCAGGAGAGAAGAGAUUCGCUUACAUGUGGAAUAUUCCAAUUCAAGUUGCCAUUCAGAUCUUUUGUGAGGACAAGACACACCUGUGAGAAUGUUAUGGUCAGGGAUGCUAAUGAUGAGGUAAAAAAAAGGGUUUGUGUGCAUGGUCGGAGUAUCCAAGAAAAUAAGGGUGAGCAAGAUCCCUCUUCAUAACAUGACUUUGUGAAAGGGAUAGCUGGUUAUCAUAGACCAAAACCAGCCGGGCCUGAAAUGGGAUACUUUGCGUCAUGCCAGCAACAUUUUCCUUUACUUGGAAAGUCAAGCAACCUGGAGGGUGUAUACAGAAUCAUCUUCAGUGAGGUCAACUCUCAUCUCCAGGGGCCCCAUGAUCUUUCAGGUCGUUGAGAGAGCCCUGUCUCUGAACUUGAAAAAGUGCCUAUUGCGGACAACCCAGCCUGGAGCUCCCCCACAUCUGGUCUGUGAGCUUGCUACUCACAUUUAGAGGAGGGACAGUGUCUCCACGAGAUCAGCACUGGCACACUUUCUGCUCUCCUCUUCUUCCCGUGACUUACAGAGGAAACUAGAAAGCAUAUAUGAUUGAAGGUAUUUUGGACAAGAAGAUGUGAAGGAAAAGUAACUGCACUUACAUUGCCAGAAAUGUUAUGGUUGGGUUUUAUUUUUAACAUUCCCGCACAAUAUGUAUAGAAGCUUCUAGUAUAUAGAAUAAAUUAAUUCUAUACAAUGUAGUACACACUCACAACUAGCAGCCAGCUGAUGUGCUGUGCCUGAGCUGCUCAAAAUGAUGGCAAUGCACCUUGAAUAGCUGUCAAAAAUGAUAAUAACAAAGUCAUUCAUCUGUACAGAGCUGAUAUGUUGUAGAGUUCAGAAACCCUUUUAACAGUAUAAUCUGUAACAGUGCAUGAUCAAAUGAGCUCCUUAAAAUCUACAUUGAGGAAAAGUCAGUUUUACAGUCACUGGAUAGUUGACUGGAGACCCCAGGAUGUUUCAAUAUAUUUCAAGUUUGGUCAGCUGAGCAUAUCAGCCAAGGCACAAAAGUGAAUUAUUACACAGUGUACUGUCAAGAGAUGAUGGGUGGAUACAGUGUUUGUAUAUUCUGUAUCUUAUGAAGUAUCUCCACUGGUACUAAGAUUGUACCUUUAGUCUGUCCAAACUUUAUCAGAAGUUAGCCUUUUAAAUUGAUAAACUUCCGUUUUUUUCCCUGGCAGAUUUACUUAUUGAAAUUUAUAUGUCCUUGGAAAUCUUAGCUCUCUAAUGUAUUACAUAUGUAAUUAGAACAUUUUCAGGGUGUGUUAUAUUGGCCCAAUAUUAACAGAACUGAAACACGAAUGUCUUGUGUUCUUUAAGAUCUGAUUUGUGUCUACAGGUCGUCACAAAGCUGGGAGCAGAUCCCAUAGUUCUGCAAGCAAGUACAAAUGUGUAGGACAUAAGAACAAAUUAUGCCUUGCUAUAAUUUGAUAUUGCUCUUUUUUUCUUCCCACAUAUUGUAUCUCUAUUCUUGAUCAGGGGGCCAAUGUUUCUGUAGAAUUUAACUCACACAUUAAAUAUAAAAAAAUAUUUCCAGUGCAGCACCACUGUAAGGAAGUGAUUCAAAGGAAGGGAUGUAUUUUCUCCUCUUUACAGUACAGUAUUACAGUGUGUUCACAAUCAUUUUUCUCUAGUUUAUCUCAGCAGAAGGCUGCUUGUGAAAAGCUACAUUAUUAUUUGAAUGAUCUCUUAAACAGUAUUCAGCCCUGGAAACCUCAGUUUGCUCAUUCCUGAACCUCCCCACCGAGUGCCAAAAUCGAAAGCAGCUCUGCUGUGGUUAUAAGGAGGCCAAAGUUGGGUAAUUGCUUAUGUCAGUGAUUACUACAUUAGAUGAAUAUUUUUGAUUGCCACUGGACCUUGCAGUGUUCCCUCUUUGGCCUUAAAAUAACAGAAUUUUUAAAAAGGUGAAGCCCUACUUUUCAUUCUGCUUAUGCUGUGUUUGUGACUGAGGUCUUUAGCUCUUGUGGUGUUGUUUAUUAAAGCAACCCGUCUGUUCUUACUUACAGCCAAUGAUGAAGCCUUAAAGCCUGAUGUGCAAGUCUGAGUCUAUUGUUGUUAUAUUUCCUUGAAACAAAUAAACACUUAACCAUCCACUGAUAGAAGCACUUUGUACAUGGAAAAUAAUGAUAUUCAGAGUUAUAUAUGAUUCAAUAUACGAAGUAUUUGACAACAUAGUGUGCUGAGAUAAUUGUGACUUUCCUCAGCUCAACAUACUGUAUCACCUCCUGUCUAAGAACACAGCCAAUGGAAGUGAUGAUAGUGUAAUGUGACAUAACAAUUUAUUUACAACUUUUUGAUGUGUUUGUGUUUUUAUUAUGAUAAUCAGUUAUUUUAUUAAAUAUGUUUUUGUUUGCUCUCCGUUAUGUCUUAAUUUUCCACAACAAUGACAUGUAAUGAAACAGUAGUCUAAGAUAGAAAUUUCACAUUAAAGCACUGGCAUUGCCCUUUUUAUGCUCAUUCAGACAAUAAUUUCAACUACAACUUUGGAUUUUUCUAAGACUAGCAAAUGGAAACCAUAUUUUAUAAGAAGCAUAACAAUUAAUUUCCAGUCAUGUUACUGAACAGACUGUGCAGUGUCUGAGAUGCCAAACACCUGGGACCCUUUGUAUUAUUGACUGUGGCCAGAACUCCACUAUUGGAACAGGCAUGUGGCGUCAGACAUCUGGACUGAUGGCCACUGCAGGUCUACCUGCCACAGGAGGGGCUAGAAAACCUGUAAAACACAUUAUGAAUGUGAAAUUGGAAGGAGAGGGGAAAUCUCUUAAGGUUCCAGACAAAUAGUGGCGUUUACAACAGCUGUUGGGAAUUCCCUCAUUUAAAUAUGCAACGUGUCAGCUGUACAUAUACUUGUACUGUGUGUCACAGCUUCAGUUUCCAUCACCUGCAACUACAGUACAAGAAUGCUGUUCCUUAAUAUGGAAGAAAAUUAACAUUGAAUUGAUGUAUGUAUGUUCUUGGCAUUGUGGGUGUGUAAGGUGCAUUCCUCUUGUAUUAUCAUAUUUGUAUGUCCUUUCCUUUGGCUCAUUUGCAGGGUAGUUUGAUUGGUUUGGUUGCACUAUGUUAUACUACUACAUAUAGUGUUCUUCAUUACUACGUAGGGCUGUUUUUUGUAUACAGUUGUACACUCACUGUACAUUAAUUCUGUCUGUCUCCUGGGUGGCGCCAUAUAUUCACACACCAUUCUGUCUGAAAUACAUUUUCAAGAUGAAACAUAUUUGAAUAAUGAUCCAUUAGUAAACUGAUCAGUAUGCAUGUAUAUAUGCCGACUGUGUGAGUAGAUACAAAAAAGGGAGCACAGGGUACAGUGCAAUGGCUUAAAAUACUCCCUUUAAUUUUUUUGUGAAGGGGUUCCAGUAGUAAAAUGUUCAUAAUCCCCUUUGUGCACAAAAAUAGAAGGUGUGUGCAUUUGAGUAGGUUGUGUUAGUGUUUUUUUUUUGUUUUUUUUUACUAAAUAUUAAUUUAUCAACUUAAAGAUAAUUUCCUCCCUGCAGAAGUUACCUAGCUCCCUGUACACUUAAAGUAUAUUUCAAAAUGUCUGUUUGUGUGUAUGUAAAAUGAAGCUUAAGUGCAGAUGUAUAGUAAGUGUAUGCAUGCCUGGUGAAUAAUGGAUUGACUGUAACUGGGCGUGAAUAUGGUGAAUGAAACUGAUUGAAAAUGCUCCAGUUGUUCCAGCUUUUUGACAAAAGUAGCCAUUGUUUAAUCCCAAGGUUCCUUUCUGUACAUGAUUUUCUAGAAAUGCUUGAAUAUUUUUUUCUCAGUGCCAAAAAGCUGAUGUUUAUUUUUUUACUUCAUUAUUUCAUGCAAAUUUAUAUUUCCCUCUCCACUACAGAAUUUUAAGUGACUGGGAUUGACAUCUCAUUACAAUACUUUAUUCAAAGGUACCAAAUAGAGUUGUAUUCAGUGUUGAAAGCAUGCCCUAAAUAUGUCAUAAAAACAUAGAGUACAUACAAAAUGUGAUUAUUUUGUACAAAAUGGAGCAGAUCUAAUAUUUUUUAAGUUUCUAUUUUAGCAUGCAGAUAAUUGCUAAAAUAUAGUUUUAUGUUUAACAAUUAAAAGAUUGAUUAUUUAGGUACAGGACAACACUUUUUCUGUUCCAUUAAAUGUUAAGAGUGGAAGAUGGCUUUUGUUUUAUUUGAAAUGUUGCUAUUAUUAGUUUUGAGCGGACAAGCAGUUUUUAAAUUAAGCCAAGUAGCAAUAAUUUUUUUUACUCUGUUCUUUUUUUGUCCAGUGUCCAUUUUGCUCACCAUUUUUAUGAAGAUUUCAUGCCAAUAAAUAUGAUCAAAAUGACUUUUUUGGUCAGUAAAAGAUAUGUC